CGCACAUGUGCAGAGUGGCAGGUCCGCGGGAGACGUUACAAAAUGAGCGGCUGACACGCACGGAGCGGCGCCACGGGAGGAACGCCAGGCCUGCAGCCGCGUCUAGCGUUUAGGAGACUUCCCCUGUGAGGAGAUCCGCACCUUGAGACCCUCAUAAUGGAUCUUCACGAUAAAGAAACUCACCCUGGAGAGAUCCUACCUGUCGUGAUCAUUGGCAACGGGCCGUCGGGGAUCUGUCUGUCCUACCUGCUGUCGGGCUACACCCCGUACCUGUCGCCAGACGCAUCGCAUCCCAACCCCCUGCUGCACAGCAAGCUGAGAGAGCAGCCGCACCUGUCCCUGCUGGAGCAGGACCUGGAGUACCUGUGCGAGGGACUGGAGGGCCGGUCGUCCAAUCCCGUGGCGGUUCUCUUCGAUUCGCUGCUGCUGCCCGACAGCGACUUCGGAUUGGAGCACGCCUCUCCGUUGGCAUGGCGAUACGAGCCAGAGCGCGCCACCCCUCACCUGGUGCUGGGGAAGGGUCCGCCCGGAGGAGCCUGGCAUGCGAUGGAGGGCUCCAUGCUAACUCUGAGCCUGGCUAACUGGAUGGAGCUUCCUGGACUCAAACUGAAGGACUGGAUGAGAGAAAAACGCAGAAACGUGAGGAACGACAGAGCCACGCCGGCAGAGAUAGCCUCCUACUACCAGCACUACGUUUCCCAGAUGUCCCUGGGGCAGAGCUUUGCCAGCAGAACCACCGUUACCUCGGUAACCAGGCAGCCUGGCAACCAGGAGGGGUCGCCGCCCUGCUGGAGAGUGACGGGACUGCAGCGCAGAGAGGGGGAGGAGCUGGGAGACGGCUCCUCGGUGUCGGAGGAGGUGCCGUUCUCCCUGUUGGCCCACAGCGUGGUUCUGGCGACGGGGACCCACGACAUCCCGGCCCGGCUGGGAGUCGAGGGCGAAUCCCUGCCCUUCGUCUGCCACUCCUUCUGGGAGCUGGAAAACGCCAUCUCCCGCGGCGAGCUCGACCAAUCCUCCGACCCCGUGCUGGUGGUGGGGGCGGGGCUUACGGCGGCCGAUGCGGUACUGGCCGCCCACCAUCUGAACACGCCCGUGUACCAUGCCUUCCGACGCUCCGUCACCGACCCCGGCCUCAUCUUCAACCAGCUGCCCAAACUGCUGUACCCGGAGUACCACAAGGUUCACCAGAUGAUGACGCAGCAGCAGCACCGGCCCAGCCCUGCACCCCAGGACCAGGCCGGGGACCUCCUGCACCCCUCCACCCCGCCCUCCCCAACAUCCUCCCCUUCCUCAUCUCCUACCUCCUCCUCGUCCUCCUCCUCCUACCCAGGUUACCUCAGCUUCCCUCGCCACCGGGUCGUGGCGUUCCGACCCGACCGCAAGUGCGUGCUGGAGUCGGACUCGGGCCAGCGCACGGUGGUCCAGGUCUCCAUGGCGCUGGUCCUGAUCGGAGCCCACCCCAACCUCUCCUUCCUGCCCGAGAACGGGCGUCCGCUGGGCGUCAACCCCGACGAGCCGAUCUCGUGCCGCAGGAACCCGAUCGAGGUGGACCCGUUCACGUGCGGGGUGGUGUCGGCGGACGGGCCGGGCAUGUACGCCAUGGGCCCGCUGGUCGGCGAGAACUUUGUCAGGUUCCUGAAGGGAGGGGCUCUGGCCAUCGCGUGCGACCUGGCCAAGAGACAGAGGGAGGAAAGAGAGGGAGGAGGGGAUUUGAUGAUGGACCGAUGGGCAGAUCGAAAGGUUACCAGACACACAGAAACAGAGGUCUGCGUUCUGGACUUGUAGCGGCUUCGCUGGAACAGAAGAGUUUAGCGAACGCAUGAACGUCAAACUGAACCGACCUACCCUGAUGUGAUCCAGCAUAAACGGAUCGAACACAAACGGGAGCUGGUGCUCAACUGAAACUGAACUGCUGGAGACAAAAUCUACUUCAUUUGAAAUAAGCGGUAUGGUGACCCUCUUCUAGAAACGAGGCACUGAACAAGUCAGCCAAAACGUUUCAGGUUGUCCAGCAAGCGACAGACGGUCUCUGCAGCUGGACUUGGGGCCGGUCUGGUUCCCCCUGAGCUGAUCUGCCGAGGACCAAAAGCAUCAGCGCCAUCUGACCCGCAGGAAUCUGAAGUGUACGGAGUUUCAGAAAGUGGUCGGAGGAGGCAGAGGUGAGGGUCUGUCCGGGGUGUGGAAGUAGGAGAGAGACGGAAAAAUGGACCAAAGAACGAGAAAGGAAGAAAUCCACGAGGGAACGAUGGGAUUCGGAGGAAAAUGCGAGGUGUGGACAACGUCAAGACCGAAACGGAGAACGAAGGUAGAGAGAAAGAAAGAAACAACACAAACAAGGACACUGAUGCUGAGCUGGUCUCCUGGUCCUGUCAUGGAGACUUAUUUUCGUUUCCUCAUCACACAGAAAGCCUCGACACUUUGCAGUAAUGACCUCGUUAAAGUUUAACACGCGAACGCCGAACGUGACCAAAAGAUCACGUGUCACGCCUGGCUCGUGUUUUGACAUUAAAGCAGCAACGCUCUCUGUUGCAAAAAAAAAAAAAAAAAACCCACAUACAAUCAUAAGCUGUCUCUUCCGUUAAAAUUACACUACCACGGUCAAAAAAGUUUAUUUUUUACAAAUUUGCCCCCUUCUUUUCAUUUUAUAUUAUUUUCUUUGAAUGUGGCUGUGUUUUCUCAGUGCUACUGUAUUCUGUAUGUUUCAGUGUGAUUUCUAUUCACGUGUUGGACGAGAUCUUUGUUAAUCUUUGGUCAUAUUUAAAGAUAUUUCUGGCAAAAAAACAAAAAAAAAAGAGCGGCGCAAAAGUAACUUAUGAACCAUUCCUUUGGUGAAUGAUUCAGCUUCUGCUCUUGGAACCAAUUAACAAAAGAAAUGAGGAAACAGAAAUUUAAAAAAUGCAGUUAUGAUGGUUUUGGGAGAGGGUUUUUUUUUUUUGUGGCAUUAUAAACUAAGAUACCAGUUAAUUUCAUCCACUCAUGCAAAAUGACUGCUGAUAUGAACUUAUCAGCUAAUUUUUUUUUUAACACAACACACUAACAUUUUUCAUAAUCAUGCAAUUACCUAAAUGGAAUAUAGGUACCUGCUUUUAACACUGGAUGUAAAGCAUUUGAUUUUAUUUCAGAAUGAGCCAUGAACUGUUUUAAUUAGUUGAAAUAUGACAACAAAGUGAAGGUACAAUAUAUUAUUAUAUAUAUGACAUACAGGGGAAUUAAAGAUGAGUUCGAGUUCAGAUUACCACUGAAAUAACAUUUUGAAUUACAACACUAGAGUUGUAAAAAAAAACAAAUCACCAGUUAAAUGACACAAUCAGAAACAGCGCCUGAUCAUAUGUAUUGAUAUUUAAUGAUGAAUUCAUUAAUAUUGUCGUUUUUUUAAGGGUGAGUGCGGGGCCUCUGCUGGAUGCCAAGCUUAUUUCCGUAAUUUUCAUUUUUCCUUUUUGUUCCUGAGUCACAUGUGAGCAGAUGAUGCCUUCAGGGCCGAUCGUAUAUUCUGGUGUACUGUUUCUGAGGGCGUUUUCACACCUGCCUUGUUUAUUCUGAUUUAAUCGAACUCAUUCCCCCGGCUUGGUGUGCGUCGUUUGGGGAAAAUGUGAAACCAGCAAUCAGCUAGUAACAGAAAGAAGCACCUCGGUAGUGUUAGCAGGCGGACGUUAGCGACACGGGAACAAGAUAAAUGCGGGGUUAACAUGGCGCUCCAUGUCCGAGUGGGAAACGGCAAUAGUUGUUGCACAAUAAAGCGAGAGAGCAGAAAGAAACAAACCAUCCAAACAUUCCUCCGCCUUUCAACCUGGCAAUAUCUGUCUGACCAAUCAGCUGCCAGCUCCAUGCAGCUUCUUCUUUUGAGCCACGUUGGUUCAUUUGAAUUUCUUUGCUGUGUGAAACCAAAUGAACAAUGCAGCAAAGUAUCAGCUAUUCCUCUGAUUGGAGCAGCAGACAGGUAACGGGCCGCAGGUGUGAAAACGGCCUGUAGCGUCACACCUGCAGCCGGCCGUGCCUUAACACACACACUCGGCUGUAACUCGUGAAACCGAGAAACACGUUUUACGGCUCUUAGCUCCCGUCCUGACAAACACGUUGGUUGUGGAAAAAAAAGUGUCAAAGUCCUCAGAAGUCAUGUCGUCAUUUGUCAGCUGUCCGUGGGAGUGGGGUUUUCCUAAUUCCUUCAAAAAAAGAGAUUUAGAUGUUUUUUGGUAUGUGAAAAAAGAAAUUCAUCAUGAUUUAUAACCUGAACAGGAUGGGUGUAGUUUUAAAAACCUGUUUGCAAAAUUGUGUUUUGGAAAAGUGCUGGUAAAACACCCCGGGGGACACUGUGACAGGGAGGAUGAUGGGAAAAUCACAUGGAUUUUCAACAAAGCUGAAAAUGAGCUGAAUUCCAGAUUUGGGCAAAUGUUUGUGUCUUCACGUCUGACUUCUGAGGUCUGUUGAGUUCACCCUGAAAUGAAACGUGAAAAGUGACCUUUUCACCUGUUAGCCGACUCUCCGUAUCACAACGCACAUCUGUUCAACAAUAAAUGCCAAACAAAAAUAGGCCUAUAUAACUUUUACUCUCAUUUUUAUAUCAAAAUCCUGUUAGCUAUACUUACUGAGACAGGUGUAUUUUUACAGGCUAUAUUACGAUGUACCAGUAGCUGUGCAUAACAUUUUCAAACCUAUAACAUUUAGGGGAAUAAUUUUGUACCGAUGUGAAAUACAAACCCCAGCUGUGACCUUUGACAUUUAAGAAUAAUAACGUGUACCGAUGCCUUUUUAGUGAUGUGUCACAUCAACCUGAAACAUGCUGUACGUUCACUCCCUGCUCAAUGCAGAGUCUGGAAAUGUGGGGAGAAUUUUCCAGAGACAUUAUAAAAAAGUAAUAGAUAAUCAUAAAAAAAUAAAAAAUGCAUUGAAACUGAAUAUUGGCCAUAUUGUUUUUAGCCACUAGGAGGCACUAUUCUGCCCCAAAUGCACAUGUCCUUCAUAGAACUGUGUAAAGCACUGAAUUAUGACUCAGACCAACUAAAAAAAAUCAUGAUAAAAUCCGUUUUUUAAAUCAAAACUGUAUUCAGCAGAGCAGUUCACUGUAGAUUAGUGGUUAGAAGAUGAACAAAGUUACUUCAUUUAUUUUGUGAAGGAUUCCCACAACUUGAAACGCAGGCAUCAGUCUCCACGUAUGAAACUGUGCUGUGGUUUUUCCAUGUUAAAUCAGCAAAAGUAUGAAAUGUAGCUUAAUCCCAGUGUUGCACGUGUGAAACAAAGUCAAAACUACAGCAGUGUGUCUGUGAGUGUUUACUAUAAAUCCUCCCACUUGUCUUUGUCAAUGUCCAGACGUGAGAAUCUGAAACUGUAAACGUCUGGAUGUCGAUUAUUAACAUGAUGUUCCUUAUAACAUGAACUUCCUUAUGAAGUUGAAUCAAGUCUUUUCUAUAUACUUUGUUUCUAUGGAAGAUACUGUUUUCCCCUUAUAGGCUAUAUAAGAGGAGUUUCCUUCCAAAAAUGUAUAUUUUACUGUCAGAUCUGUGUCCUCCAUGUGAAAUACAGUCAUGUCCAUGGGGUUGGUUUCUAUUAAAAAUACACAAUUUUUCAACAA
Myripristis murdjan (pinecone soldierfish) is the source of this 5566-nucleotide messenger RNA. It is a transcript of the gene osgn1, whose product is annotated as oxidative stress induced growth inhibitor 1. The record is from RefSeq and is a predicted model, not a curated record. Gene Ontology annotation, biological process: negative regulation of cell growth. Bases 157 to 1785 code for a protein of 542 amino acids. NCBI's taxonomy places the organism in Eukaryota, Metazoa, Chordata, Actinopteri, Holocentriformes, Holocentridae. Gene Ontology annotation, molecular function: growth factor activity. The transcript has 8 exons.